Hevea brasiliensis (rubber tree) is the source of this 6547-nucleotide messenger RNA. Its product is annotated as E3 ubiquitin-protein ligase listerin. The coding region runs from base 128 to 5860 and encodes 1910 amino acids. The record is from RefSeq and is a predicted model, not a curated record. Gene Ontology annotation, molecular function: ribosomal large subunit binding; ubiquitin protein ligase activity; zinc ion binding. Gene Ontology annotation, cellular component: cytosol; RQC complex. Lineage: Eukaryota; Viridiplantae; Streptophyta; Magnoliopsida; Malpighiales; Euphorbiaceae. Gene Ontology annotation, biological process: rescue of stalled cytosolic ribosome; ribosome-associated ubiquitin-dependent protein catabolic process. The transcript has 16 exons.
AUCUUUGCCAGUGGAAAGGGAAGAAACUCGGAACUCAUUUUAAGCUUGGAGCAUAGAAAGAGCGAGCUCGUCAACAAUUCUCUCUAAAGAUAAAUUUUAGAAGCAAAGAAUAUAAGAGCUCGGCGUUAUGGUUAGACAGAAAGGAGAAUCCGGCGGCCGGAGCAAGUAUCGUCCUUCAAGCAGCAGUCUCGCUGCUUCGCUGUUGCCGUCGGGUUCUGCUGCCGCCGUGGGAUUCGGUGGCUAUGUUGGUAGCUCUCGUCUCGAUACCUCUCUUUCUAGCGAAGAAGCAAGCGCCAUUUUGGAUAUAGAUAGUGAAGUUGCAGUGCACUUGAAGAGAUUGGCUAGGAAGGAUCCUACUACCAAGCUUAAAGCUCUGCAUUCUCUAUCUGUUCUGUUCAAGCAAAAGUCUGGAAAGGACUUGGUACUAAUUAUUCCACAAUGGGCAUUUGAAUACAAGAGGCUGUUGUUGGAUUAUAAUAGAGAAGUUCGGCGAGCCACUCAUGAAACCAUGAACAACCUUGUUGUUGCCGUUGGAAGAGAUUUAGCUCCACACCUGAAAUCUUUGAUGGGACCAUGGUGGUUUUCUCAAUUUGAUUCGGUUUCUGAAGUUUCUGUAGCUGCAAAGCAAUCACUACAGGCUGCCUUUCCAGCACAGGAAAAGAGAUUGGAUGCUUUAAUAUUGUGCACAACUGAAGUAUUCAUGUAUUUGGAGGAAAAUUUAAAGCUCACACCACAAAGUAUGUCAGAUAGAGCAGCUGCUUUGGAUGAAUUGGAGGACAUGCAUCAGCAGGUGAUAUCUUCAUCCAUACUGGCAUUAGCCACGCUUCUUGAUGUUUUGGUUUGCAUGCAAUCUGAACGACCUGGAUUUGAAAAUUUACCUGCUGAAUCAAAGCAUGCUUCAAAGGCUAGAGUGACUGCUAUUUCUUUUGCUGAAAAGUUAUUCUCUGCCCACAAAUAUUUUCUUGACUUUCUGAAGUCCCAAAGCCCUGCAAUUCGUUCUGCUACAUAUUCAGCCCUAAAGAGUUUCAUUAAAAACAUUCCUCAUGCCUUCAACGAAGGAAAUAUGAAAACUCUUGCUGCUGCAAUACUUGGUGCAUUUCAGGAAAAGGAUCCUAGUUGUCAUUCGUCAAUGUGGGAUGCACUAUUGCUAUUUUCAAGAAAGUUUCCUGAAAGUUGGACUCUGUUGAAUGUUCAGAAAAUUGUGCUAAACCGGUUUUGGCAUUUUCUUAGGAAUGGUUGCUUUGGAUCUCAGCAGGUUUCUUAUCCAGCUUUGGUAAUAUUUUUGGAUAUUUUGCCUUCUAAAUCAGUAGAGGGAGAGAAGUUUUUUCUUGAAUUUUUCCAUAACCUAUGGGAUGGAAGGACCUUGUCCAAUUCAACAAGUUCUGCUAAUCUAGCAUUUUUCCGGGCAUUUAAAGAAUGUUUCCUUUGGGGAUUGCAUAAUGCAUCAAGGUAUUGUGAUAGUUUGGAUUCUUUACAUCAUUUUAGAGUCGCUCUCGUUGAUAAUAUAGUAGUGAAACUUCUGUGGCAAGAAUACCUGUUUGUUGGCUUCAAGAAUCAGAAUAGAGCAUCCUAUGGAAUGUCUAAGGAUCCUUCUGAGGAUGGCUGUUUAACUACUGACCAGAAGAUUGUGGAAUCAUUGAAUAUCAAGUAUCCUGUUAAUUAUUUGCAAGAGUCAGGAAAAUGCAUUGUGGAAAUUCUUUCAGGCAUUUAUUCAAUGGAACAUGAUCUACUUGCUACUUUUUGCAUGGCAUUUCAGGAGAAUUGCCUAAAGAUGUUUGAGCAAAAAGAGAACACAGGAAGAAAUACUGAAAAUUUUGAACCUGUCAUUAAAUUUUUGUCAUUGCUGGAACAGCAUUCAGUGCGAAAAGGUGAAACUUGGCCUUUGGUUUAUUUAGUGGGACCAAUGUUGGCCAAGUCUUUCCCAUUGAUAAGAUCUCAUGACAUACCAGAUGGUUUGAGGCUUCUGUCAGUUGCAGUUUCAUUAUUUGGACCGCGUAAGAUAGUCCAGGAACUUUUCUUCUGCAAUGAAAAUCAUUGCUCUUCUUCCCUCGCAGAUGAUAGGGACAAAGAAUUGGAACCAGAGUCUUUCAUGAAAGUGUUCAAAGAAACAUUUGUUCCAUGGUGUCUGGUUGGAUAUAAUACCUCCAGCAGUACUCGACUUGAUCUCUUGCUUGCAUUUCUCAAUGAUGAAUAUUUCUCUGAGCAGUGGAGUGCAAUUAUUUCUCAUGCAAUUUGUCAAGCACAUAAAACUGAGCCUGGGUCCCUAGAAUCUGACUACUUAGUUCUGUUGGCAAUGCUUUUAGAGAAAGCAAGGUUUGAAAUUGCAAACAGGAGACUUGAAGAAGAUUCUAAUCGUCGGCACUGGUCCAACCCAGAUGACUGGCAUCAUGAUCUUCUUGAAUCAACUGUAGUUGCUGUCGCUAGCUCCUCUUUUCCCUUGGGAGCUUCAUCUGCUCAGUUUGUGUGUGCUGUUCUUGGUGGCUUGACAGAAGACGAUCAAAUCUCUUUUGUGUCCAGAAGUGCAAUGAUUUUGGUAUAUAAGGAGGUUUCCAAAAAGUUGCUUGCUUUUAUUUAUGAGUCCCCUUUCUGUUCAGUUAGGGAUUCAGGUUGUCUUUUAAUAGCUGGAGCAAACAAUUUUUCGGUGGAUGGUGGGAUUUCUACAAAUGUGAUUAAGAUAGCUCAGUUUGCAUUGGAUGUACUUGGUGGUAGUUUAUAUUGCUUAAAAACAUUCAGUGAGGAAAUUGGGCUAGUUUCAGAUGUUUUGGCUCCAGUGUUUAUCAUGAACUGGGAACACAGCAUGGAAGCAACAAUAGAUGAUGCAUUUGAUGAAUCAAAGGAGAAAAUUAAGGGCCGGUCUGAGAUUAGUGAGUCUAUGCAUAGAUUUCACGGCAAGAUAAAUGACAAAUUUUGGAAAAGCCUCAGCAUUGACAUUCUGAAUAGAUUGGGGAGUAUCUUAGUUCAGUUUAUUAGGUCUGUUGUAUUCAAGGAAGGUAAGCUUAAUGCGAAUAGCAUCACUUCUUUGUGCUGCAAAUGGAUGCUUGAAGUUCUUGAUUGUCUCUGCUGUGAUCAAUAUGAGGAACAAUAUCUGUUAGACCAGCUUCUGAGGAAAGAAGAUACAUGGCCAUCAUGGAUUGUUCCAGACUUCAUUGCCCAAGAAGGGUCUUCUUCGUUGAAUACCAUUGAUGUUUCCACUGAUAUCAUUGCAUAUGGGACUCACAAGUUUGUUUCUUUAAUCGACAAACUUAUAAUCAAGAUUGGGCUUGAUAGAGUUUUUGCAGUUUAUGUAGAACAUAACCCUUCAUCUCCUUCGAAUAAACCAACCAAUGAAGAGCUUACUGCUCGAGCCUGGCUUGCUGCUGAAAUUUUAUGCACAUGGGAAUGGCCAGGAGGCAGUGCUACAACUUCUUUCUUGCCCCUUCUAAGUGCAUUUUCCAAGACUUUGAAUUAUAUUUCCCAGGAAAGCCUGUUGGAUUCCAUCUUCAGCAUUUUACUUGGUGGUGCUCUUGUUCAUGGAGAAAGUGGUACUUACUGUUCAUUCAAUUUGUGGUCUGCUAUAGGUGAUGAAUUGGACAAAAUUAAAGAACCUUUUUUGAGAGCUCUUUUGUCAUUGCUCAACACUCUGUUCAAAGAUCAUGUAUGGGAAGGAAACAAAGCUAUGAAACUUUUUGAGUUGCUCGUCAAUAAGCUUUACAUAGGUGAAGCAAUAAACCAGAAUUGUUUGAAGAUUCUUCCUCUGAUUGUCAGCAUUCUUGUUCAACCUCUAUGUAGGAGAAGCAUCGUACCUGGUGAAUCUAGUGGCGACGUUGAACUUAAUAAUUCAGGUGAAAAUUGGAUACGGGAUACCAUUAAAGAUUGGCUUCAAAGGAUUCUAUUGUUCCCGCCUAUUGUUUCAUGGCAAACAGGACAAGAUAUGGAAGAAUGGUUCCAGCUGGUUAUUGCUUGUUAUCCUUUUAGUGCAAUGGGCAGUACUAAAUCAUUGAAGCUGGAGAGAGACAUAAGCCUUGAAGAGAGAGAACUCAUACUUGAUUUAUUUCGAAAGCAGAGACACAAUGCUAGUGUCUUGGCAGCAGGUAAUCAGUUGCAAAUGGCACAGAUGGUGCUGUCAAAGUUAAUGGUUAUUUCUGUUGGUUAUUGCGGGAAAGAUUUUACUGAGGAAGACUGGGAGUUUUUCUUUUUGCAAUUGAGGUCUUGGAUUCAGUCAGCUGUUGUGAUUAUGGAGGAAGUUGCAGAAAAUGUGAAUGAUCUUAUCACUGACAACUCUAGUUCUGAAAUUUCGGAUGUUCUUAGGAAUCUUGAGCAGCUUGUUUGGAUCUCAGACCUUGGUCCUAUAAAUGUUGCUAUUAAUGCGCUAGCAUCGUUUUCUUUGUUUUGUGGGGUCUUGAGACAUCAACAACCAGAUAUGAAUCCAAACCCCCUGAGGCUGGAAAGAUGGAAUCCAGUUAGAGAUCGAAUCCUGGAAGGUAUUCUUCGCUUGUUCUUUUGCACUGGCAUUGCUGAGGCGAUUGCAAGUUCUUAUUGUCAUGAAGCUGCAUCAAUUACAGCCACAUCUCGGCUCGAUAAUCCCUACUUCUGGGAGUUGGUGGCUUCAAAUGUUAUUAACUCGUCACCACAUGUUAGAGACAGAGCAGUGAAAUCAGUUGAAUUUUGGGGGCUAGGCAAAGGCCCUAUAAGCUCUUUGUAUGCAAUUCUGUUCUCCUCUAUACCAGUUCCACCAUUGCAGUUUGCUGCUUAUGUUAUUCUCUCAACAGAACCUGUUUCACAUUUGGCUAUCAUCGAAGAAGAUGCUGCUUGUUCCUUGGAUGGCGAUAUUAGUGGCAACCUGGAUUCAUGUCAGCUUGAACUGUCAUCAGAAAAAAAUGUUCACUUGAAGGAGGAAUUAUCUUGUGUGAUUGAAAAACUACCUUAUGAGGUUCUUGAAAUGGAUUUCACUGCACAUCAAAGGGUAAACGUCUUCCUUGCUUGGUCUUUGUUGCUAUCACAUUUGUGGUCAUUACCAUCACUGUCAGCUGCAAGGGAGCAAUUGGUCCAGUAUGUACAAGAUUCGGCUAAUUCAGUGAUCCUAGAUUGCCUCUUCCAGCACAUUCCUUUGGAAUUGUGCAUGGCACAAAGUCUUAAAAAGAAAGAUGUGGAUCUUCCUGCUGGGGCAUCAGAGGUUGCAAGUGCAGCAACAUCUGCCAUAACAACAGGUUCAUUAUUGUUCUCUGUGGAAUCAUUAUGGCCUAUUGCCCCUGAGAAAAUGGCUUCACUUGCAGGGGCAUUAUUUGGUUUGAUGCUCCGUGUUCUUCCUGCUUAUGUUCGAGGUUGGUUUACUGAUUUACGUGACCGUUCAACAUCAUCUCUAAUUGAAGCAUUUACAAGAACGUGGUGCAGUCCUCCCCUAAUUAUGAAUGAACUGUCCCAGAUAAAGCAAUUCAAUUUUGCUGAUGAGAAUUUUUCAGUCAGCGUAAGCAAAUCAGCAAAUGAGGUAGUUGCUACAUAUACAAAGGAUGAGACUGGAAUGGAUCUAGUUAUUCGUCUUCCUGCAUCUUACCCAUUACGUCCUGUGGAUGUUGAUUGUAUGAGAAGCCUUGGCAUUAGUGAAGUAAAGCAGCGGAAAUGGUUGAUGUCAAUGAUGCUGUUUGUUCGUAAUCAGAAUGGCGCGCUAGCUGAAGCUAUACGGAUAUGGAAGAGCAAUUUUGACAAGGAAUUUGAAGGUGUUGAGGAGUGCCCCAUAUGUUACAGUGUUAUCCACACUGCCAACCAUAGUCUUCCUCGCCUUGCAUGCAGAACUUGCAAGCACAAAUUCCAUGCUGCCUGCCUAUACAAGUGGUUCUCAACCUCUCACAAAUCAUCUUGUCCAUUGUGCCAGUCUCCAUUUUGAACUAGGCAUCACGUACAAGUUGAAUUUCAUGGAUCUUGCCUCACAGUAAUCUGACGAUGUGAAGAAGUUCAGGAAAAUACAUGUAUAGUUCAUACAAAACUUGGAAGCUUCCCCCUCGUAAAUCUCGCAUUCCCACCCACAUGGGUGUGCACAUCCUUGGCUCCGAUAUUUUGAGUGGUAUCGGUCUGAGUAGUGGCCAACCUCAUUCCUUUAAUGGGAGAGCAUAGAGGAUACAUAGAAAAUGGUAAGAUAUCGGUUCUAUGAAAACAAUACUUUGGAGUGUCAGUGUUACUAGAGAACUUGUGAUCUCCAUACAAAAAUGAGGAAGUUGCCUUGACUUCACUUAAGGGCACUAGUAUUUGCAUGCUCUGCUGAGCAGAUUGCUCAGCAGUAAUUGAUAGACUCAAAUCUUUUUAGCUUCAAAUUUCUUCAAGAUCACUUCUGCUGGGCUGAGCUGCUCUAGUGUUUUGAAGUGAGGGCUUGUUCUUUGUUCACACAAGAUUUUCAAGAAGCUAAUUAAUUGGCGGUAAAAAUUGCUGUUGGCCCUCAUCUCAUAUCUUCAACCGAGUCAACCUGACAGCAAAGAGUAUAUAGGUUUUUAUGAACCAUUUGAGAAUUUUGGAUAAAAAAUAUGAUUUUCGUUCUAAGCACCAUUGGGAAUAAAGUUCUAAGCAAUAUUUUAAAGAA